UCAGCUGUCAUCUUCGUCGUCAUCAGCAAUCUGUCAUUUCAGUUGACUGUUAUCUCUAUUUUUGUGCUAAAAAUAUAUUAUUAAGAAGUGAGAAAACCUUUCCUUUGUGUUGAUAGUGCAUCACAAAUUAUAAAGUGGCGUGAAUAAGUUUAUUAAAAUGUCCAAAUUCGAGGAUAAUCCGUUUAGUGAUCCAACCAUAGACAACCCAUUCGCAGAUCCUUCAGUGCAGCAGGUGGCCAGGAGUACUAACAAUGCAACACGAGGCCUGGACGAUUACAAUCCCUUCGAUGGCCAACAAAAUGCAAAUCAAGCUACGGUGCAACCAUCUCCCCAGCAGCCAUCACAGCCAGCGAUCAUGCAGGCGGUAUCUCCCCCCGUGAGUGGGCAGUACACCAGGCCGGCACAACCUGCAGCACAAACCCAGCCACCUCAGAACUUCACCACUGCAGAUUUUCAGAGAAGACAAGAAGAGUUGGAGCGUAAAGCUGAGGAAUUAGCCCGAAGGGAAGCAGAAUUGAGAGCUGGUUCAGCAGGGCGACGAAACAAUUGGCCCCCACUUCCCGCUUUCUGCCCUAUACAGCCGUGUUUCUACCAAGACAUCAAUGUUGAUAUACCACUCGAGUUCCAAAGGAUUGUUCGUCACCUUUAUCACUUGUGGAUGUUCCAUGCUCUGGUUCUAUCCCUGAACAUAAUCGGGGCUAUGUCCCUUAUGUUCGCCGGCAACGGUUUCACGACAUUCGGCCUAUCAAUUCUCUACUUUAUUCUCCUAACUCCGUUCAGUUUCGUAUGUUGGUACCGACCGAUCUACAAGGCGUUCCGAAGCGAUUCCUCUUUUAACUUUAUGGUCUUCUUCUUCAUAUUUCUGUUCCAAAUCAUCAUCACUGUUGUGCAGUCUAUUGGAUUCAGCGGUGGAGGCUCUUGCGGUCUCAUCACCAGCAUUGGCGCGUUCAAGGAGAACAUUGCAGUUGGCAUCAUCACUUUGAUGGUCACCAUAGGAUUCAUUGUAUGUGUGGUCGUCGAUGUCAUGCUUAUGGCUAAGGUUCACCGCAUCUACCGGUCAACGGGCGCGUCUCUCGCGAAGGCUCAGGCGGAGUUCACGACAGAGAUACUCCGCAAUCAGCACGUGCAGACCGCUGCGUCCAGCGCUGCAGCCGCUGCGGUGAAUGCCCAGAUCGCUAAUGCUAACCGGUAUUAGAACAUUGCAUGUGUGACCGAAAGGAAUAAAUGUGUCGCUCUGAGUGCAUAUCGGGAAAGUACGAAAUAACUUCAUCAAUCAAGAUACCGCAAGGCUUCUUCUGAUAUUAAAUGCAUAUGUUUACAUUUUUCUCCGAUACAGUCAUUUUAUCGCGAAAUAUAGUUAUGUCGACCGCGUUUAUAUCAUUUAUGUAUUCUACAAGUACGAUCAAAUUAAAUGAUAGUUUGGGGAAAGUGUUUUCGUUACUUAUCUAACGACUACUCGCAUUAUCAAUUACUUAACAUAGAAAAAUAUAUCAUGUGAUGUGAUUGUGUUGUAAGCUUGAUUCUAUCAUCAUAUCCUAUGUUUGAACACUUUAACGUGACGCAGUACAAAGCGUUGCCUGUACCGCCUCGUGUUAAAGUGCCCAGGUAGCUGUUGUAACGGCCAAAAUGUCAUAUGGCUGUGUCGAAAUGUUAUUUAACUAUUAUUUCAAAUAAUUUAUGCAAGUUUUGGCGUUUCAAUUAAUUAAAUAAAAUGUAUAGUGCAACACAUAAUAGAGUUAUAUAAAUCAUUUAUAAUAACAACGAUAGAUUUUGUAAGGGGCUGUAUUUCAGCCAAUUUUCACCGUUGUCAUAACUUCUAAUCUUAAAAUGUAUUGAAAACAGUAGCUUAAUUUUCAUCUCUAUUCUUUGUCGCACUGUACUUAUUGAACAGCAUUUGAGUAUUUUAUUAUAAUAAUGAUAACGAUAUUUAUCUAAUUAACGUUUAAUAUGCCACAAUUUAGUUAUUUUGCUAGCUGUAAAUGAUUGAUUUUAAUCGACAUGAGCUUACAAACGCUUUAAGAUCUAUGUACCUACUAAAAAUUGUGGAGUCUUCAUAUAAAAAUGUUUUACCAGGGUUUUAUUAUUGCUGAAUAUAUAGCGGUUUAUAUUUUUUAGAAAACAGGUUUAAUUUGUUUUUCUUAUAUAAUUGAUUAUUUAGUACCUUGCAUGUUUGAUAAAACAAACAGUUAAAAUUAUUGACGGCGGGUAAUCACUCAAAUUGUCGUUUGUUUGCAAAGCUUAAUUUGUUGAAUAAAUGUUCCCUUGUUAUUAUUCCAAACUUACUUUUUUGUCGUUGAAUUUAUUAUAUUUUGUUAACAUUCCAAAAAUAAGUGUAAAUAACCCUUAAUUAAAAUUUGAAUGCUAAAUGUAUAUUGAAAUUUGAAUAUCUUUUUAAAAUUUAAUAAUUAAAAUUUCAUGUAAACGUCGCUAAUUAAAUGUAUGUAUUUGGACCAUUUACUUAAUCGUUAGUGUUUCCAAGUGUGUGACUCCCUCUUGCCCUGCGUUGAGACUAUCUAUUAGAUGCACAAGACUUCUACUUUAGUAUUUAUCGUUGUAUAAAUAAAAUAGUGUAAGUUGAUAAACAUUUAAGCAUAUUAUUAACUAGUCAAGGGACUAAACAGCUUUGGAAACUGACUAUUAACAAAUACAUAGACCGCUUACGAAAUUGUAUCGAAACAAAUAAGACGUGAGUGCUCCCAUUGUCGGGGUGCCAACAAUACGUAGGUAUUUUAUGUAUAAUCUGGGCCUAGUAUAAUGUAAAUUAUUUACCAGACCGUCCUUACCCCAGAUAAAUGGUAAGCGAAGGCGUGUAGAUUUAUCUAAAUGUUUAAACUGUUUUGUAACGAUUAAGUCAUGUUAUAAACUUAUGAUUAAUAAUAAAUAUAGUUUCAGAAA
This is a messenger RNA of Helicoverpa zea (corn earworm), 2895 nucleotides long. It is a transcript of the gene Scamp, whose product is annotated as secretory carrier-associated membrane protein 1. Gene Ontology annotation, cellular component: trans-Golgi network membrane; recycling endosome membrane. The transcript is spliced from 8 exons. Gene Ontology annotation, biological process: protein transport. The record is from RefSeq and is a predicted model, not a curated record. Lineage: Eukaryota; Metazoa; Arthropoda; Insecta; Lepidoptera; Noctuidae. The coding region runs from base 158 to 1195 and encodes 345 amino acids.